Molecule: messenger RNA, 2057 nt
Organism: Lutzomyia longipalpis
Lineage: Eukaryota; Metazoa; Arthropoda; Insecta; Diptera; Psychodidae
Gene: Fpps
Product: farnesyl pyrophosphate synthase
Exons: 5
Coding region: 528-1763 (411 amino acids)
Biological process (GO): trans, trans-farnesyl diphosphate biosynthetic process
Cellular component (GO): cytoplasm
Molecular function (GO): dimethylallyltranstransferase activity; (2E,6E)-farnesyl diphosphate synthase activity
Source: RefSeq, a predicted model, not a curated record
GUAAACUCCGUAGCAUUAAUAGUUUUUUUUAUCAGUGUAAUUUAACGUCGUUCCCAAUCUGCGCGAUUUUCUUGAGACAAAAAAAAUCGCAUUUUCCAGUGAAAAUACAUUUUAGGAAGUUCUCUGGAGGGAUUCUGGGAUAAAUUCACAUCACCUGGGUGCCAAUAGACCAAUUGAGGGGGUUUCUGGAGCAGGACAUUGCGUGCCGGAGGAGAAAACAUCUUGACAAGAAGUGCUGGACGUGGUGGGGGAAAGACCGCGACUGGGGGAGUGAUAAGUGGCACGUCCGCGUUUUCUUGAAUUUUAACCAUUUUUCACGCCAGAAUUCGGUGAAGCUCCAGUGACUGCGGAUAGUCUCUCUUUGGACGACGGCUAAAUCAUCCGAUUGGGGGCUUUUAUUGGUGUCACAUCACCAAGAAGAGUGUCGCGCUUUGUGUGUUGUUUGAUAAGUUUUGUGUGCGGAGGGAGCGGCAGAACGGAAGGCUUUGUGUGGCUCAUUUUUGGGGGGAUCUGGUGAAAGGAAGAAGAUGUUUUCUGUUCUGAGAAACCCGUUUGUUCAGAAUUUAAUUAAGCCAAAGCUACGUGGAGAUCAUCUAGCGCAUCUGCGGUGCAUCACCACCAGCAGUGAGGUCAACAAUUCGGAUUAUCUCAAGAAGAAUGAUGCUCCCGAGAAGGCGACUGAGGGCAGAGCCAGGAAAGCAACAAGAACACUCUCCACCAUUCAGUACUCCCCCGCCUUGUCUAAAGAUAAAAGCCGAGAGUUUAUGUCGUACUUUCCAGAUAUUGUGAGAGAAUUAAAAGACAAAGCAAAACAAUUUGACUACCGGGAAGAUGGAAAACAUUUUGCACGUGUUUUGCAGUACAAUGCGCAAGGUGGAAAGAAGAAUCGUGGCGUCACGACGGCUCAAACGUUCGAACUGAUUGCCGCAAAGUCAGAUUUAACUGAAGAAAAUAGAAGAUUGGCCAUUUAUUUGGGAUGGUGUGUGGAGUUGUUGCAGGCACUUUUCCUCCUUAUGGACGACAUAAUGGACGGGAGCACCACACGAAGGGGUCAACUUUGCUGGUACAAACAAGAAGACGUCCAGCUGUCGGCUGUCAAUGAUGGCCUUAUGAUUGAAGCUGGUAUUUAUCAGAUUCUCAAGAAGCACUUUAGUCACUUGGAUUGCUACGUGAAGCUGCUUGAGCUCUUUCACGAGAUGACCUUCAUUACGACAAUGGGGCAACAUUUGGACACAAGAUCAGCCAAUGUGGAUAUUUUGAAUUUCACAAUGGAGCUGUACAAGACGAUUGUGCUGAAUAAAACAGCGUGGUAUUCCUUCUAUAUGCCCGUGGCGGCUGCAAUGCACCUAGCUGGGUACAAGGAUGACGAGGCCUUCCGCCAGGCAAGGACAAUUCUCCUCGAAAUUGGAUAUUUCUUCCAAAUUCAGGAUGAUUUCCUCGAUUGCUAUGGGGAUCCCGAGCACACGGGGAAGAUUGGAACGGACAUCCAAGAUGGGAAAUGUACGUGGUUGGCGGUGGUCUUCUUGCAGCGUGCAACAGCAGCCCAGAAGGCACUCCUGAAGGAAUCCUACGGGAAGAAUGACGCAGAGUCCGUGGAGCGUGUUAAGAAGCUCUACGAUGAGGUAUCCCUGCCGAAUACCUACCAAAUCUACGAGGAGGAUUCGUACAACAUGAUCAAGACGCACAUUCAGCAAACAUCGCGUGGAAUUCCCGUGGAAGUUUAUCUAAAAUUGAUGGAUAAACUCUACAGGAGAACAGCCUAAUAAAAUGAUGGGAUAAUAACUUCCAAAGGAAUUGCAAAUUACAUUGGAGGGGUAAAGGGGGGGCUAAAUGGUUAAAUUUUCUUUUCUUCAAAGUCAUAGUUUUCUCAAUUUUUGGGAUAAAAGUUCACUUAAAGUUUAUAUUGAUAGAGAGUAUAUAGGUAGGGAGAUAUUUUAUAUGUAUACCUCCAAAAACAUAACAAUUUGGAGGAAAAAAUAAAACUUAGAGAGCUAAUUUUGUAAAGAAAUCCUGUAAUAAGGACUUUUUACUCAAUAAAUGAUUUUUGUACUUUAAAA